UACCGACUCCAUCGAUCGAAUUCUUAUAGCCUGCGUCGUUCUCAGAAACCCUAGACAUCGCGUGAAGGGUGGCCGAAAGACACCGGAAAAUUGAGGCGCUUCGUUUCUAUUUUUCUUUAGGGAUAUUUGCCAGUUUGAAGUAUGAGGACAAGAAAUGCCGGUGCCGCGAAAGCUGGGGCCACCAAGAAGACGCCUACCCCGAAGAAAGAUGCUGCUGCCGCCGCCGACGCCGCCGAGAGGACCCCGGAAGUGGCAACGAAAUCUACCCCGAAAUCAGGAGCCAAGACCGCGAAGGUGGCCGGAAAACAGUCCGCGAGCAGAGCCGCUGCUGCUGCCUCUGCCCCGGUCACCGUGACCCCUGAUCCUAAGCAGGGUUCUGAAGUUGAGGAGGCGGCUACUCCUGCAGUUGAGAAGAAACCAGCUGCAGCCUAUGCAAAGAAGUCUGUCGGUGGAAAGGGGAAAACACCUCUGGCUCAGAAGGCUGCUGCAGCAGAUCCUCCCAAGGUGGAGGUUGUGGAAGAGCCGGCCAUAAAAGUUGAAGCCAAGGAGAGUGAGGAUGAGGUGGAGGAGGAGAAUGAGCUGAAGCAUGACGUGGAAGUCGCAGAUGUGAAGGACACUGGGGGUGACAAUUCUGAAAAAAUUGAAGAAGAUCCUGCUGAUGCGGGCCAGCAGAUGGAGGAAGAGGUAGAGCCGGUGGAGUUUGAGGAGCCUGUUGAAGAGGAAUUUAUGGGUACGGAAGAGAACAUAGGAGGUGUGGAAGGGGAGGAAGCUAGUGUCGGGAUGGAAGAGGAGGAAGAUCCUCGGGUUGAGGAGGACGAGCAGAUUCUAAUAUCAGACAUGGCUAAGAGGAGGAAGAUGAAGAAGGAGCAGGAGAUAUUUGUCGGGGGACUAGAUCGAGAUGCUAUGGAGGAGGAUUUGAAAAUGACCUUUGAGAAGGUUGGGGAAGUUGUAGAGGUCCGUCUACACAAGGAUUUUGUAACCAAUAAGAACAAGGGAUUUGCAUUUGUAAAGUUUGCCAACAAGGAGCAGGCUGCUCGAGCACUCAUUGAAUUGAAAAAUCCUAUGAUUCGUGGAAAACGUUGUGGCAUUGCACCAAGCGAGGACAAUGACACAUUAUUCUUGGGGAACAUUUGCAACACAUGGACAAAAGAAGCUAUUAAGCAGAAGCUAAAGGAUUAUGACGUAGAGGGAGUUGAACAUAUUACUCUUGUUCUGGACACCCAGAAUGACGGUCUAAGUCGUGGGUUUGCUUUCCUGGAAUUCUCUUGCCAUCAGGAUGCGAUGCUAGCUUAUAAACGGCUCCAAAAGCCUGAUGUUAUAUUUGGCCACCCCGAGAGGACAGCCAAAGUGGCUUUUGCAGAGCCACUGCGUGAGCCAGAUCCCGAAGUCAUGGCUCAGGUUAAAUCAGUCUUUGUUGAUGGGUUGCCACCAUUUUGGGAUGAGGAUAGGGUCAAAGAACAAUUUAAAGGCUAUGGAGAGAUUGAGCGUGUUGUGCUGGCACGAAACAUGUCAACUGCCAAAAGGAAGGAUUUUGGAUUUGUUAACUUUACAACUCAUGAAGCAGCUGUUACUUGUGUUGAAGGUAUAAAUGACACCGAACUGGGUGAUGGGAAGUCCAAGAUGAAAGUAAGAGCAAGGCUUGCAAAUCCACUGCCCAAAACUCAAGCUGUAAAAGGUGGGAUGAGCGGUGGUUACCGUAUUGGAUACACUGGUGUUGGAGUUUACUCUAGGUUUGGUAGAGGUUUUGGUAGGGGUAGAUUUCCUUCAUUCAGAGCAGGGUUUCAGGGUGGAAGGGGUUUCAAUUUUCGUGGACGUGGUAGAGGUGGAAGGUUUUCUUUUGCUGCUGAUAGUGGCCUGGAAGGCUCUUCUACUGAGUUUCAGUUCAGGAGGCCCUUUGGAGGUCGAGGAGGUAGGGGUUUUUUUUUUCCAGGAAGACAAGGUGCUUUCAGAGGGCGAGGGCAACCCUUCUCAUCUAGAAGACCACCGUUUCAACCGGAGGAGGAGUUUGGUAGACCUUUCAGUGGUCGGUAUGUAGGUGAAGAACCUUAUUUCUAUGGGGAUGCAGGACGUGGUAUCAAACGACCAUUCUCUAUGAUGGAUCAUGAUUCUGGAUACAUGGAACCUGGGAGUAGGGUUCGCCCUCGAUAUGAUCAUCCUGAUCCACUGCCCGGUGCAUCUCGUUAUAGAGAUUCAUUUGGAAUGAGUGGCUUGUAUUCACGUGAUUAUUAUGGCUCGGAUUAUGGUGGUGGCACUUAUUCAUCGUACGGAGGUCCACACUCUGGGGGCGGCUAUUACUACUAGAUGUAAUUUGAAGAUGCUGGUUUGAUCAUGGAAAGGCACUGUUUCUAAGAUGGCAAUCUUAGUUUAGUUGCUGCUUAUUAACUUCAUAAACUGUCUAUUUUGGUUGUUGGCUAGAAAUUUUAUUGUUGUCUUGGCUUUGUUUGUUACCUUGGGAAACUAUUAAGUAGAUGUUUGGUUCUUAUGCUAAGAUCAUAAUGGAUAGCCUUCUGAUGAAUUCGAUCAGAGAGUAUCAUGUUUGCAA
Musa acuminata subsp. malaccensis (wild Malaysian banana) is the source of this 2542-nucleotide messenger RNA. Its product is annotated as heterogeneous nuclear ribonucleoprotein Q. NCBI's taxonomy places the organism in Eukaryota, Viridiplantae, Streptophyta, Magnoliopsida, Zingiberales, Musaceae. The record is from RefSeq and is a predicted model, not a curated record. Gene Ontology annotation, molecular function: mRNA binding. Gene Ontology annotation, cellular component: nucleus.